GGUGUCGUCUGACUUGGCCAGCGCGCUAAGCUAGUGACCUCACGUGCAUGGUUUACCCCUCCCCGGCAAUAUUUUAAGCGUUAAUUAUCCGCCCGGAGAAUUGAAGGAAGGUCAAUCCACCCAAAAAAAAAAAGAGGUGGUCAAUCCUCCUCCCGUAUUUUACCCACGCCGAUCGUGUCAACGCCCCCGCCCGCGCUGACUUCCCGUGAAGCACACCUAUAAAUACGCUCGCGGAGUCGUGAACUGUGCGUGCACACGGCCGAAACCCACCGGAGCAGCCGACCGGCAGGCCAAGGAGGCAGGGGGCGAGGCGACCGCGGGCCAGUGACCGGCCAGCCAGUCCCGAGGACCGACGCGCGAUGAGCCGUGCGGCGGGCGGUGGCGGCGGGAGAGGGGCGGAGCGGCGGUGCCCGUACCGGGGCGUGCGGCGGCGGGCGUGGGGCAAGUGGGUGUCGGAGAUCCGGGUGCCCGGGACGCGGGAGCGCCUGUGGCUGGGGUCCUACGCGGCGCCCGAGGCCGCCGCCGUCGCGCACGACGCCGCCGCCUGCCUCCUCCGCGGCCUCCCGGGGGCCGCCGCCGCGGGGCACCUCAACUUCCCCGAGCGCGCGGCGUGCUACGGCGGCCGCCGCGGGCGAGCGCCGCCCCUGUCGCCGCGCUCCGUGCAGCGCGUCGCCUCCGACGCCGGCAUGGCCGCCGACGCGUGGGCGGCUCUGGCGUCGUCGUCGCCGCUCCUCCGGAACGCCGCUGGCACCACCGCUGGCGCCGCGCGAGAGGGCGAGAGCGCAACGGGCGCAGCAGCGCAAGGCGCGCCGUAUGCGCCGGCGCUGCCGCCGUAUAGCAAUUGCAGUAGUAGUGGUAGCAGUACCUAUUGGUGCACGCCGAGCGCGGGCGGCGGGAGCGGAAGCUCGAGCGCCGGCAGUGAUCAGCAGCUGGUUUACGGGGACAUUAGCGUAGACGACAUCGAGAUCUUGAUGUAACUAGGUAGUUGCACAAGAAACAACAAGUAUAUUAUAUUAUUGGUUCGAUGAUGAAGUUGGAUGUACCACUUCGUUGAUAUCAAGGAAAAUGGACGGGGGAUUAUUAGUUGUAGAAAAUAUCACGGUUCGACCAAGUUUGCAUGUA
Messenger RNA from Panicum hallii, 1122 nucleotides. Its product is annotated as ethylene-responsive transcription factor ERF021-like. The record is from RefSeq and is a predicted model, not a curated record. Gene Ontology annotation, molecular function: DNA-binding transcription factor activity; DNA binding. The transcript has a single exon. NCBI's taxonomy places the organism in Eukaryota, Viridiplantae, Streptophyta, Magnoliopsida, Poales, Poaceae. Bases 360 to 977 code for a protein of 205 amino acids. Gene Ontology annotation, biological process: regulation of DNA-templated transcription.